UGCCUGGUGGUGAUGAGUCACCGGAGGGGCGCUUGGCUGUGAGUGGCGAUGUCCAGGGAGUGGGUCAUUUUGAGGCAGCAAACUCACACAGGAGAGAAACCCCAUGGAUGCAGUGAAUGCAGAAAAUUUUUCUCACAGAAAUCACAACUCGCCAUGCAUCAGAGGAUUCAUUCAGGAGCGAAAAGGGGUCAGCACAUCCAGGAGUGCAAUGGAUAAGCCUCGCCCUGGGAAAACGACCUUCGUGAUCAUGGUAUCUCCCCUGCCAGGUAUGAAUUUCAAGCUCUAAAGUUAUUAAGAUCUCCUACUCGGUGCCAUGGCUGCCCUCAGACCCCUCGUGAAACCCAAGAUUGUCAAAAAGAGGACCAAGAAGUUCACCCGGCACCAGUCAGACCGAUAUGUCAAAAUUAAGCGGAACUGGCGGAAACCCAGAGGCAUUGACAAUAGGGUGCGUGGAAGAUUCAAGGGCCAGAUCUUGAUGCCCAACAUUGGCUAUGGGAGCAACAAGAAAACAAAGCACAUGCUGCCCAGUGGCUUUCGGAAGUUUCUGGUCCAUAACGUCAAGGAGCUUGAAGCGCUGCUGAUGUGCAAUAAAUCUCACUGUGCUGAGACUGCUCACAGUGUCUCCCCAAAGAGCCGCAAAGCCACUGCGGAAAGAGCAGCCCAGCGGGCCAUCAGAGUCACCAAUCCCAGUGCCAGGCUGCGCAGCGAAGAAAGUGAACAGACAGAUUGUGUGCACAUUGUAUAUGUGUUAAUAAAAUCAUAAAAUUCUGCCAAAAAAAAUAAAGUUAUU
This is a messenger RNA of Eptesicus fuscus (big brown bat), 790 nucleotides long. RefSeq names its product 60S ribosomal protein L32-like. The transcript has 4 exons. Gene Ontology annotation, biological process: translation. The coding region runs from base 314 to 763 and encodes 149 amino acids. Gene Ontology annotation, cellular component: ribosome; cytosolic large ribosomal subunit. Lineage: Eukaryota; Metazoa; Chordata; Mammalia; Chiroptera; Vespertilionidae. Gene Ontology annotation, molecular function: structural constituent of ribosome. The record is from RefSeq and is a predicted model, not a curated record.